UGUUUUUAUUAAAGAUGACUUUUUCAACUGUAUGCAUUAUCUUGUAAACCCUCCACGAACCUUUCAGCGUAUAUGAUCACGUGAUAUAUCAUGUGACUGUAGUCAUGUGAUAUUUGUCUAUUUUAUUCUCAGCCUGAACUGGGUGCUUAUUGUAUGUCAACAUGUACAGUUACAACACGUGUAUCUUGUUGAUAUAUUUGAUGCUGAAGGUAAAAGAAGGAUGCACAAACGAAACCCCAAAUGUCAUUGUGAUGUUGAUGGACGAUAUGGGUUGGGGAGACCUUGGCGUGUUUGGAGAGCCCAGUAAAGAGACCCCAAACCUGGACAGGAUGGCCAGUGAGGGAAUGCUGUUUACUGACUUCUACUCCGCAAACCCUCUGUGUUCUCCCUCUCGUGCCGCCAUGUUGACGGGGAGACUACCUAUCAGAAACGGUUUCUACUCCACUAAUGCCCAUGCUAGGAAUGCCUACACCCCCCAGAACAUUGUGGGAGGUAUAGCAGACUCUGAAAUCCUCCUGCCAGAACUUCUAAAUAAAUUAGGAUAUCACAACAAAAUUGUUGGUAAAUGGCACCUGGGCCAUCUGCCCCAGUACCAUCCCCUCAAACAUGGCUUUAAUGAGUGGUUUGGUGCCCCUAACUGUCACUUUGGGCCGUACGAUGACGUCCACACUCCAAACAUCCCAGUCUAUCGUGAUGCACUCAUGGCCGGCAGAUAUUAUGAAGAUUUCCAGAUUGAUAGGAAGACAGGAUUAUCCAACCUGACGAUGAUGUACUUAGAUGAAGCUGUGCAGUUCAUUGAACAACAAUACUCAAAUAAGCAGCCAUUUUACCUGUACUGGACUCCUGACGCCACACACGAGCCUCUGUAUGUGUCACAAAAAUUCCUCAACACCAGCAGACGUGGAUUGUAUGGGGAUGCAGUGCGAGAACUUGACUAUGCAGUUGGAGAAAUCCUGAAAACUCUGGUAAAACUAGGACUUGACAAAAACACUUUUGUAUUUUUCUCAUCAGACAAUGGAGCAGCUACUUAUGCCAAAACCUCAGGUGGUAGUAAUGGGCCAUUCCUUUGUGGUAAAGAGACAACAUUUGAGGGUGGUAUGAGGGAGCCAGCUAUUGCGUGGUGGCCAGGAAAAAUUUCGCCAGGCCAGGUGUCCCAUCAGGUGGGGUCAUUGAUGGACCUAUUUCCUACUGUGCUUGACCUAGUGGGUAUCCAACCACCUUCUGACAGACCAAUUGAUGGCAUCAGUCUCAAAGAUACACUUUUACAAAACACUCAAGUUCACAGGCCAGUGUUUUACUAUCGUGGGAACACGUUGAUGGCAGUACGUCUGGGUGAUUAUAAGGCACACCUCUGGACCUGGACUAAUUCUAUACAGGAGUUUAACAGGGGUGUUAACUUCUGUCCUGGAGAAGAGAUACAGAACGUAACAACACAUGAUCAGGUCGAACACGAUCCAUGGUUACUGUUCCACAUCAACAGGGAUCCAGGCGAGAAAUACUUCAUCAAAUCUACCACUGAGGAAUACAAGAAAGUGAUUCCAGAAAUACAGGGGGUUGUAGCUGUCCACCUCAAACACCUGGUACCCGGCACACCACAGCUCAACAUGUGUGAUGAUGCUAUUAUGAACUGGGCGCCCCCUGGAUGUGACAAGGGAGGUAACAAGUGCUAUUCCCCACCUUCUCCAAAACCACACAAGUGUUCAUGGCCUCACUAGUAAAUAUGGAAGACUGCUCAUAUCUGUGAUACUCGGAAACUACACUGCUGGUACAGGCCAUACAACUAUCAACAAUCUCAAAGUGGAGUAGAAUCUCAGGAAGUACAAUCCAAAGGAAAAUCUCAAAUGAUACAACCAAGACAAGACGCAUAGUUGACUGACUUAUUUAUUUAGCUUUUGAAGAAAUACUUAAGUGCUAUUCCACAUUAUGAUUAUACACGGAGGCCUUUUUAUUAAUGUUUUAAUGGUGUUGGGGUCUGAAAUGAUUGACAGGUUUUGUAGUGAGGACAGGGGAAAACAUUUAAAUGUAGGUGGACCCCAAAAUGGGAAUGAGGGUUAAUCUUACUCCUUUAGUACUGGUGAAGGGAUUUUUAACCUAAUUAGACAAGGGGCAUUCCAUGGUCAAGGGAAUUAAUUAACAUCAAAUAAUUGAAAGUUUUGGCAUCUUUCAGUUUCAGAAGGGGAAAAGGAAACAGUUACUGAUCUUUAAAAGACUACUUUAAUUUGAGUCAGAAAUGUCAUCUUGUUCGGAGAUGAAAGCUGCGACAACCCCUGGGGUAGAUGGCAUCUUAAAGUACUGAUGCAGGUAUUUUAACCAACUUUUGCUUUAAGUGGGCAUUUAUUUUUGUAUAACCCUGUCAGAUUAGAUGGGUUUAACCCAUAAAGGGAAAAAUGAGUAGUUGAACAGGUCAACUAUGUCAUGCUUUACAUAGGUUUUAUCGUAUUUUAUCCAUUGCUAAUUGUGGAAAUCUCAGAAUUUUGAUCUUUAUUCUCCUAAAUAUCAAUUAUUAUACAUGUAUUUAGUAAAGUGCAAUAAUUGCAUUAUAUUGUAUAAAUCUGCUGUCAGUUCAGCUGACAUUAAAUACUUGUACACUGUAUUGUCAUGUUGACAUUCAGUCCGUCUCAGUGCUGUCUCUACCAUUGUGCUUGUUUCAAUAUCACUUUGAAAUAGCUAAGCCUUGAAACUGAUAGCUUUUUUUCAAAAUAGUGAUCUGAUCAUUUUUCUUCCACUGCAAUUUCUCAUAUUUCCUUUCACAUCAACUUACAGGCAGUCACAACAGCGACACUGUAUUGCUGGACAAAUUCGAAGUUGAAUGUUAUUUUUCCACAUUUUGUGCCAUACCUAACUUGAAAAAAGUCGUUUCUGUAAUCUUAUGUUCUGCUGGUGUACCUGUUGCUUCAUGUAUCACUGGGCUGUUGUUGUACAUACCCAGUAUGUGGAAUCAUUCUGGAA
Mizuhopecten yessoensis (Yesso scallop) is the source of this 2949-nucleotide messenger RNA. RefSeq names its product N-acetylgalactosamine-6-sulfatase-like. The transcript has 14 exons. The coding region runs from base 162 to 1715 and encodes 517 amino acids. The record is from RefSeq and is a predicted model, not a curated record. Gene Ontology annotation, molecular function: arylsulfatase activity. Lineage: Eukaryota; Metazoa; Mollusca; Bivalvia; Pectinida; Pectinidae.